This is a messenger RNA of Symbiodinium pilosum, 1614 nucleotides long. Lineage: Eukaryota; Dinophyceae; Suessiales; Symbiodiniaceae. The record is from the annotation of a GenBank genome assembly.
AUGAGUGUAGCUCAGAGAGUGGCAGAUGAGCUCGACACGUUCCUUGGCGCACACGUUGGCUACCUGAUCCGCUUCGAGGACAAGACAUCUCCAGAAACGAUCCUCAAGUUUCUGACAGAUGGUAUGCUCCUGCGAGAAGCCAUGACGGAUCCACUGCUGACAAAGUAUAGUGUCAUCAUCCUGGAUGAAGCCCACGAGAGAACUCUGGCAACAGAUGUCCUCUUCGGCCUUAUUAAGGAGGUGAUGAGACGCCGACCAGAUCUCAAGCUGGUGGUUAUGUCUGCAACCAUGGAUGCUCAGAAGAUGCAGGGUUAUUUCGACAAUGCGCCCUUGCUGAACAUCCCUGGACGCACGCACCCUGUGGAGAUCUUCUACACUUCUGAGCCUGAGCGAGAUUACCUGGAAGCUGCCAUGCGAACCGUGGUGCAGAUCCACAACUCGGAGCCCGAAGGAGACAUCCUGCUCUUUCUCACCGGUGAGGAGGAGAUUGAGCAAGCAUGUCGCCAGCUCCGAAAGGAAAGCUCUCGAUUCCCGGAGAACGGCGAGCUGGUGGCAGUGCCUCUGUACUCUUCCCUGCCGCCUCUGCAGCAGCAGCGGAUCUUCGAGCCGCCACCUGGGCCACGCUUCCCGGGGGGGCCAGCGGGGAGGAAGGUGGUCGUUGCCACCAACAUCGCUGAGACAUCCAUUACCAUUGACGGCAUCGUGUAUGUCGUGGACCCGGGCUUUGCAAAACAGAAGGUGUACAACCCACGAAUCCGUGUUGAGUCACUGCUGGUUUCUCCAGUGUCGAAGGCCUCUGCGGCGCAGCGUGCAGGGCGCGCCGGACGCACACGCCCGGGGAAGUGCUUCCGAUUGUACACCGAGAAGGCUUUCACCACGGAGCUCGCUGAGCAGACCUAUCCCGAGAUCCUGCGGUCCAAUUUGGGAGUGGUAGUGCUGACAUUGAAGAAGCUGGGCAUCGAUGACCUGGUCCACUUCGACUUCCUGGAUCCUCCAGCACCGGAAACAAUGAUGCGUGCGCUGGAAAUGUUGAACUUCCUCAACCAUCUCAAUGAUGACGGGGACCUCACAGAUGCUGGGGACCAAGCAGCGGAAUUCCCUCUGGACCCGCAGCUGGCGAAGAUGCUGAUCGAUUCGCCCAAGUUCAAAUGCAGCAACGAGAUGUUGUCCAUCUCUGCAAUGCUGUCGGUGCCCAACGUCUUUGUGAGACCGAAGGAGUUCGGUAAGGAGGCAGACGAUGCCAAAGGUCGCUUCACCCACUUGGAUGGGGACCACUUAACAUUGCUCAACGUUUUCCAUGCGUACAAGCAGUACAUCACGGAGGGAGCAGACCCGGCACAGUUCUGCUAUGACAACUACAUCAACGCAAGAUCAAUGAAAUCUGCGGAGAACGUGCGUGAGCAGCUCAAGCGCACCAUGGAGCGCCUGAAUCUGCAGAUGCUCAGCACGGAUUUCCGAGACAAGGAGUACUAUCCCAACAUCCGACGUUGCUUGGUUGCUGGCUACUUCAUGCAGGUUGCCCACCUUGAGAAGAGUAACCACUACUUGACUGUCAGAGACAACCAAGUUGUGGCUCUGCAUCCUUCCACGGGUAUCACGCACAAGCCGGAAUGG